Messenger RNA from Lindgomyces ingoldianus, 933 nucleotides. RefSeq lists its product as uncharacterized. The transcript is spliced from 6 exons. The record is from RefSeq and is a predicted model, not a curated record. Lineage: Eukaryota; Fungi; Ascomycota; Dothideomycetes; Pleosporales; Lindgomycetaceae. The coding region runs from base 1 to 933 and encodes 310 amino acids.
AUGAGUGCUGAGCGCAAUCUCAACUUGUUACCUUCCAGUCCACCUAUGGCCCACGCUCUUUUACGCAUCGGACUAUUUUAUGUCUUCAUUCUCGUAUCCUAUAUCUGGCGGACUAAAGUCUCCAGGCAUUUAGAAGUUAGGAGUCAAUUAUACCCUAAAGAAAGAGCUAUAAGGGAUAUUGCUAUCCCACGAUUGAAGUACUACGACCAAGACACUAUUUCCAGGAGCGAAAGAAAUGCCUGUCAAAAUAUGGCAUCUCUUCCCUUUCUUCACAUGUAUAUUCUGGGUUUAGCAUUCAUUUUCUUCUUCCUACUGCUUAAUAUUGAAGUCUUGUUGAGAAAACGCAAAUCGGCUCUCGGACAUGACUCUUUUCAAAACUCCAAUGCCCCCAUCCUGCAACCCGGGGAUUAUUCGCUUCUUCCACCUCCGAAACUUUCUCUUGGUAAGGUUUCUACGUUUUAUUUUCGAUACCGGGCUCAGUUAGUGAGCUCGAACAAAUCAUCGACUGUUCAAGGACUCAGCAUACAUCACCAACUUAUGAAAUCUAUACUUAGAAUGAGGUUGUUAAAAUGGCUCGAUGGGCGAGUAGAGUACAAGUGGUUACAGGAGCAGAUCAGUAUUUCAGUUUAUUCUACCUAUUCACGGAAAAUUAUGUACAGCAACGAUCACUUCAUCUCCGCUCGGCUUGUACUCUCCUGGACAAUUGGUGUACCUGCAACUUUCAAGCACGAAGAAACGAGGAGUUCCCUAAACACUAAUCCCUUAUCAAGCAGAGGAGCGGACUCACUAUCCUGCAAUUUCAAUGACACAAUUUGGAGAAAGUUUGCGAUACAAUUUGCACUCUUCCGUACAUAUCCCGCGAUAUUUAUAGGUCCUAUUAUCGAAAAUCAACUUAAUACCCCGCAGAGAACAACCUCCAGGAAUGAAUCCUGA